Molecule: messenger RNA, 1538 nt
Organism: Arabidopsis arenosa
Lineage: Eukaryota; Viridiplantae; Streptophyta; Magnoliopsida; Brassicales; Brassicaceae
Source: the annotation of a GenBank genome assembly
AUUCUCUCAAACUUAUUUUCGUUUUCCAGAGAAAUUAUUGACCAACAGAGAAGGAAGCAAGAAGACUAAAGAAGAUGAUGAUGGAAGAAAAACUUCAAGAGCGUAACCACAAUCUGAGCCUCGAGGACAUUGAUCUAUCUCUCCUCCGUCUCACUUCACCACGUGACUACUACUCUCCUUCAUCAUCCUUGUUCUCCGCCGAUGAAAUCACCCCUCCAUUGAAACGCGCCUCCCCUGUUUCCGACGAAUCCGAUCUCCCCAAACGCAGGAAAAUCUCCCCUCAAAACCCAAUGUUUAGCACCUCUCCUCCUCCCUUCACUUCCCCGGAAGCACAAUCUUCCUCUGUUCAUGACCCGACCCGGUACUCGAAUCUCACUAGCCCUGUUUCGGAGAAGCAAGAAACGACGCCGUCUGAUCCUGAUACAGAGACGAUGAAGAUGGUUAACAAAUGUGUAGAGGAGGUUAAUCGUGGAGAGACUAACUAUGCUUAUGAGAAUCAUCAAAUGGAACCGUGUGAAUUAUCUGCCAACACUGUGAUAGCUCAUCCUCGAGCUCUCACCAAUAAGAUAACUCUAAUUCGUGACGCGGGUCCUUCCAAAUUCCAGGUAAUUGCAGAUUUCGAUGCGACUUUAACGAGAUACCGAGUCAAUGGACUUCGAAGGCAGACCAGUCAUGGCCUCUUGCAGCAAGGAAACGCAUAUUACGAUGCUAAGAGGCAAGCAUUAUAUGAUCACUAUCAUCCUCUUGAGAUUUCUCCUGUGAUUCCCAUUGAUGAGAAAACCAAACUCAUGGAAGAAUGGUGGAGUAAAACUCAUGAGCUUCUCAUUGAGGGAGGUUUGACAUAUGACGCAAUCAAGAAAUCUGUUGCCAAUUCUUCCAUAGCUUUUAGAGAAGGUGUGACUGAACUUUUCGAAUUUUUGGAGAAAAAGGAGAUCCCUGUUCUGAUUUUUUCAGCAGGACUUGCUGAUGUCAUUGAAGAGGUUUUGAGGCAGAACCUUGAUAGAACUUUCAAGAAUGUUAAGAUUGUAUCUAACAGGAUGGUGUUCAAUGACGAUGGACAGCUCGUGUCUUUCAAAGGAAAGCUAAUUCACGUGCUAAACAAAAACGAACACGCUUUAGACAUGGCUGCUCCACUUCAUGAUCGACUUGGUGUUGACAUUGGUGAGGAAGAUGAAGAAAAUGUAAACAUGAAAGAGCGAAGGAAUGUUUUGCUUAUGGGAGAUCAUUUGGGGGAUUUAAGGAUGUCUGAUGGACUGGAUUAUGAAACUCGGAUAUCUAUUGGGUUUCUGAACGAUAACAUUGAGAAGAGUCUUGAGAGCUACCGCGAGUCAUUUGAUCUUGUUUAUCUUAAUGAUGCACCUAUGUGGGGAGCUCUGGAACUUGUUUCUCGGUUAUUCUCAACAGAAGCGAGGUAGCUGCCAAUGCCUCUGCGGAGCUACUUUAAGUGCAAGACUAUUUCUUUCAGUUGAUGAAAACUAUAUUGCAAGUAGAAUUCAUGUGUAUUGCUUUAGAUUAUAAAAUAAACUAUAUUGAUGAAA